AACCCGAUCAUAACACCAUUAUGGUUAUAACAAUAUUCUGGUAGAUUUUCAUUUCGUUAAGUUACAAGUAUCGUAUACGGAUUAUUUAUUAAGGUAAGAUAUAAAAUUGAUUUAUUUUCUUUUUGAAGUUGUGGUAAUGCUUUUUCUCAAAAACGUAUUAUAGGCCACACAGUCGUUAUGUUAUUAUAUUACGAACGAUUAAUUGUAAUUAAAAUGCUCCGUGGUUAUUGGGUACUUCGGUACAAAGAAAUCGAUUAUAGUUUAACUAUCUGUAAAUCUUAAUAAUAAUUCGCUAGUCAUUAUAAGUAGCACGACGAUAUGCCUCUCUCGUUUAGCUACUCGUCUGGCGACAAUGCUAGUUUACAUUAACAACCAUGCACUGUCUGAGGUCGUUUGUGUUUUCGUCGCUCCCUGUGCUCCUAGUAGCCGUCUUUAAUAAUGUACACAGCAGCAAUGUGCCACUGCUAUUUACUCAACACCAUCCUAUGGUGUACAAAUAUUCACGUUCUUCCAGGUCUUCUGAUUUUGCACAAGCCAUGUCUGACCUAGUCGAGCAGCGCAUUGACGAUAUCGAAAAAUCUAUUGGGGACUCUAGGGUCUAUCGCGGUUUGGUGUUGAAAAAUGGACUUACCGCCUUGUUGGUCAGCGAUCCCGAUACUGACAAAUCGGCUGCAUCUCUUUCCGUCGCAGUUGGUAAGUUUUUUAUUAUUAACCUACCAUUAUUUAUUCACUAAUUUUUUGAAGUACCUACCUAAAUUGUAUACCAUUAAAUUAUAUUUUUACUGGACCAUUAUAACUGUAAAUCUAUUAUAGUAAGCAUUCACACUUACUUUCUGACUUUUAGAUAAGUAUUCAGUUAAAAUUUUAAAAAAUUGCAGUAACAUAUUAUAUACUAUUUUGUUUUAAAAUUAUUUAUUGAAAUAAUCUUUUUCUUUUUCUUUUGUAUUUUUUCCUGUGAUUAGGUAGUUUAAGUGAACCAAAUGAUCUACCGGGUUUAGCUCAUUUUUGUGAGCACAUGUUGUUUUUGGGUACAAAAAAAUAUCCAGUAGAAAACGAAUUUACACAAUUUUUAACACAAAAUGGUGGAUCUUUUAACGCAUACACUGCAAAUGAUCAUACAAACUAUUACUUUUCUACUAAAACAGAAUCACUUAAAUCAUCAUUGGACAGGUGAAUAUAAUAUAUUUUUUUUUAUGCUUAACAUCAUUUUGUUAUAUUAUAAUAAAUAUGUACAACGUUAAAAUAUCUGUUAAAGAUUUGCUCAAUUUUUCCUUGAACCAUUAUUUACAAAGAACGCAACUGAAAGAGAAAUUAAUUCUGUUAAUUCUGAACACGAAAAAAAUAUUGCUGAUGAUUAUUGGCGAUUAGCACAAUUAGAAAAAAAUUCUGCUGAUCCAAAUCAUCCUUUUAAUCGCUUUUCAACUGGUAAGUCUUAAUUAAAUUAUGUUAAAACCCAUGAUGUUUUAAAAAGAUUUACUAUUUAAAACGAUGAGGUAGGUAUUUGGUUGUAUAAUUUAUUAUUUUCAUUGCUUAAUUUAUAUAAUGAAUCAUUGUGGACAAUUUGCUAUAUUUUUAAUUUAACCUGUACUCAUGAUUACAAUUUAAUGAUAAAAAGUUCAAUAUGAUGCAAUUAUAUUUGUUAUGUAGUACUUACUAACUAUUAUAAUUAUAGUUUAUAAAAAUGAUAGCAAUACAAUUUUAAAAUAAUACUAAUUUAAUUAUGACAUCAAUACUCAAUAGCCAAUGACUAUUGUGUAAUUAUGCUGUAUUACAAUUUCACAUGUAAACUCAUAAUAAUUUGUGUUAUCAAACAUUUAAAUUUUAAUUCUUUUCUCAGUGUUUCAAAAAUGUAUCAUGAACAUUUGAGACAUUUAAAAAAUUAUGUGCUUUUUAUCUUUUUAUAUAAAGUUUAAAAGAUAAAAUAUAAAAAUAUAACAAUAAAUCAUUAUUGCAAAACUAAUAUACUAGUACUAUUACUCCUAAGCAUUACAGGCCAUGAUAACUCUUAGCUUCCAAAACAAUUCUCCACUCCUCUCAGUCUUAAGUUGAAUUUUUCCAGUUUUGUAUACCUAUAUGUUGUAGAUCAUUCAUUACUUCGUCCAUCCAUCUACUUUUUGGGUGGCAUUUCUUCUUCUUGUUUUAUCCAUUCUUGCAUGCAGUAUCGUUUGGUCAUUCUUUGUACAUGACCUAACUAUCUUAUUCUUCUUGUCUGAAUGAAUCUUACUACAUUUUCUUUUUCUAAAACUUUCUCUAUUUUAUUGUUACUUCUUAUCCUCCAUCCUCCUUCUUCAAACCUACUACACAGCACCAUAUAUUCUCCUUACCAAUUUCCUUUCAAAUAUUUUUAAUUUGUUGCUAUAUACAUUUGAUAGUGUCCAAGUUUCAGCUAUACAAAAUUAAAAAAAAAAAAAAAAAAAAAAAAUUGUAUUUUGAAAGAAUACAUUUUAGAAGUAAAAAGCAACUAAUUUCAUAAGCCAUUUAUUUUACAUUAUUCAUGCAAUAAUUUUGGUCAAAUAUGAAUGAUAUAUUAUUCAUAGUUAUUUAUUUUUUCUGGAAUUAGUUUAAUAAAUUACUUAAAAAAAUUGCUCUUUUCCUAACUAAUUUCUCAUAUUUUCUGUACAAUUUUAUUGAUUUGUUAGUCUUGUCAAAAGCAAUUGCAAUUCUGGUCUGUACUCUUAUUGCAAUAUAUAUAAUAUAAUAUUGCUUAAUACAAUUAUUUUCAUGUCUGUGACUACACAUGAUUGUAUUCAUAUAAUAGCUUUGAUAUAUCAGACCAUAGAUCAUAUAUUUGGUGGUCGAAUUUUAUAACUUCAGAAGACAAAAAAAAAAUAAUGAAUAAUUUACUACCAGUUUGUAAAGACUAUAAUAAAAUAUGAUUAGUAAUUUAAAAGAUGAUUUACAUGAUAUUAAAAAGAAAUUGGCAAAUAUCAGUGCCAAUGAAUGUUAUAAUGUAUGCAAGCAACUAAUGUUAUGAAAUUUCCUAUAAAUUUGACAUAUAUGUGACUUUCAUAUAUCCUUUUAAUUUAUCCUUUUUCACAAACACCGUUCAUGUAUAUUUACGGGUUGGACAGAUUUAUGGAUUUUUUAAAUUUAAUCUUUAUAAUAAGUUUACACUAAUAUUUAUAUCAUUUUUCUCCAACACUCAUUGUAUUUUUAUAUUCUAUUAGUGAAUUUAAAUGAUUUAAAAAACUGAAUUUAAUGUAUUUCUCUGUGUUUCAUUAGGUUCAAAAGAAACAUUAUGGGAUAUUCCGAAUUCGAAAAAUAUAAGUGUUCGUGAACAAUUGUUGGAGUUCCAUUCAAAAUGGUAUUCUGCACAUUUAAUGUUCUUAACUGUACUUGGAAAAGGUAUAUAUUAAAAAUUAAAAAAUAUUAUUAUUAAAAAAGUUAAUACAUUUUUUUAAUUGAAUGCAUAGAGGAUUUGAACACUUUGGAAGAAAUGGUUGUAUCUUUAUUUGGCGAUAUUGAAAAGAAAAAUGUAGAUAUGCCUUAUUGGCCUGACCCAAUAUAUAAAGAAGAACAGUUGGCCACUAAGACAAUUGUAGUCCCAGUAAAAGAUAUAAGAGUAUUAUCUGUUAGUUUUCCUAUUCCAGAUCAGACCAAGUUUUUUAAGAGCCUGGUAAAAACUAAUAAAUUAAUUUUUUUAAUGCAAUAUGUCUUGAAUUUAAUAAAAUAUAUAUUUUUUAGCCUAACAAAUAUUUGAGUGCUUUACUUGGUCAUGAAGGAAAUUCAGGUAUUUUAACAGUUUUAAAAAAGAGAGGGUGGUCUAGCAAACUUUCAGCUGGUAGUAAAUUUGAAGCUAGGGGCAUUGAGCUCUUUGACAUUGAUGUAGAUUUGACUGAACAAGGAGUUGACCAUGUUGAUGACAUUAUUAAAUUAAUAUUUCAAGUAAUAUACUAGUUAUUUUAAAAUAUUUAUUUAAAAAAAAUUAACCUCUUUACUGUAGUAUGUGAAUAUGUUAAAACGAGAAGGACCUCAAGAAUGGUUCCACGAUGAAAAUAAAAAUAUUAGUGCAAUGCAAUUCCAAUUUAAAGAUAAAGGAUCUCCAUUAGAUUAUGUCUUUCGUUUGUCUUCUAAUUUAAUUGUGAGUAAUAUUUUUAAAUAAUUUGUUCUAAAUAUUUGACAUAAUUCAAUUUUUGAUUUAUUAUGUUUAGAACUAUAGUUUAAAAGAUGUUUUAACAGUAGAAUAUAUCAUAAGAGAAUGGAGACCAGAUUUAAUAGAAAAUCUUUUGUCAUAUUUUAAACCAGAAAAUAUGAGGUAACUAUGAAUAUAAAUUAUGAUUACUGGAUUUUAAAUAAAUUAGUUCUAAGAAUUGGAUUUAAAACAAUCUAUUUAAAGUGUUAGAUUAUAUUAAAACCAUAAAAUAAUAUUGUGAAAAAAAACUUUAAAAUUAUGUUUUGUAAGUAAAUCUUGCUGGUUAAGACAAGACAAUAAUCUUACUCUUGUUCAUAUAAGUGAUAUAAGUAAAAUUCAUUACUAUUUGGUGAAAUUAUGUUUGAUGUACAAUUCCUUACAAAGAUAUUUGCUCCAAAUUUUUUUUUUAUAUUAUUCCCCACUAUCACUCAUAUAUACUCACUACUUUUAAAUAAAACAACCAUAUAAAUAAUAUGAUUUGCUGCACCUCAUACGCCAAGAGAAAAUGGAAGUAAGAGAAAUGUUGGAAGACUAAGAAUAUUGUAGCUAAAAUAUCUCCGCGACAAUGGCAGAUGAAUUAUUUUGUUUGUCGUUACAAAGAAAAAUAAUAUUCAUUUGAUUUCCAACAUCUGAAGCAGAUAAGAACUUUAAGAAGAAGAAUAUAUAAAUAAUAAUAAAAUGCAAAUUUAAUUGUGUAUAAAAAAGACAGACAUAUUUUGCACGAUGGGUGGGCCACUUGAGAAGAUAGGAUAUAGAGGAAAAUUUAAUGUUUUUCUGUACUCAAAGAUUAAUCUUUUUCAACCAAAAAUGAUUCUGAGUAGAGUUAUACAUGUUUUGAAAUCUUGUAAUAUUUACAAUUUUUGUCGAAAUUUAAAAAAAAAAAUGAUACUACCUCUUUUUUUUGCCACUUAUCCCCUUGUUAAAUUUUCAAGCAUUAUGUUUAAUCUAAAAAUUUUAUCCACGACUAAUUAUUAAAUAAAAAUUGUAUAAAAAACUCUUAAAGUUAAAAUAUUUAUAAAUAGCUCAAAAAUGGUUAAAAUGUUUUGAAAAUAUUACCAUGUAAUAUUUUAGGCAAACAUAAUUUUUUUAUCCAAAUGUCAAGUGUAAAUUUUCCAUUUUUUCCCCAGUUAUUAUAAAAACUACUUUAUAAAUCAACAAUUUACCUCCCUGUAUAACAUAAAAUUUCUUUUUAGGAAAGAUUCUAUAUUUAAUAAUAGGAACAAGAUUUCUGGUAGAAAAGUUGUUCACUGAAAAAAAUAAAUAAGUAUUAUUGUAUAUCCAAUAUAUCCCUCGCUCUGCUCAGAAUCUAAAAUUUUAAAAAUGUUGUAAUCUACAGUUCUUAUCUAUUCAAAGACAUUGAAUUAGAAAUAUUCAAUUUAAUAUUAGAUUAUAUGCAAGAUGACAUGUUAGUCAUCACAAAUUUAAAAUCACAAGUAGUUUUGUAGAUUUGUCAUUAAGCACUUACAUACCAGUCUACAUUCUGAACUUAUAUUUGAAUUUUUAAGUGUAUUGAUCAGUUCAUUACUUUUUAUAUUUAGGUUAUUAUAACUAAAUAAUGUAUAAGUUAUAUAAAAUAGUAAUAAAAUAAUUACUGUAACUUUAUUUUGAAAUUUGUUAUUAACAUUUCAGAGUAACAAUUGUUUCUAAAGUUUUUCAAAACAAAACUGAUACUGUAGAUAAAUAUUACGGAACGCCAUACACUAUCAGUAAAAUACCAGUGGAAACAUUAAAUGUAAUUUUUUUAUAAUUUCAAUUUUAUAAUUUAAUUAGCAUAUUUAUUUAUUUUUUACUUUUCUUGUAUUUAGGAAUGGCAAAAAGAUGAUUUAUGUGAAGAUUUUAAAAUGCCAUUGAAGAAUGAAUUCAUUGCUACAGAUUUUAGCUUAGUGCCAAUUGAUAAAAAUGUAAUCAAAUUAUUAUGUGCCAAGUAUAUGAUAUAUUUUGUUAAUCAUAUUUUUACCUUUUUAGGAACCAGAUCAUCCACACAUUAUUCAUGAAUCAUUAAUUUUAAGAAGUUGGUUUAAAACGGAUACAGAAUUCAGAUUCCCUAAAGCAUUUGUUUCUGUUGACUUUUUCAGGUAUAUUAAUAUAUUAAGUACCUUGACAGUAAAUGCUUUAAAAUUUAAACGAGUUAGUUAAUUAAUAUGUUCAAUAUUUACUUUAUAUAUUCUAUAACUUAUUUAAACAUUUAUAUAACAAUGAAUUAACUUACUAUCAAAAUUAAAGGUAAUACUGUGUUAAUAAUUUGUUAUAUUUAUAUUUAUGUCAGUUUAUUUUUAAUAUAUUAAUUUUUAAGUAAGAUAUGACCAUAUGAAACAUAACAAUUUAUAUAUAUAUAUAUAUAUAUAUAUAUAUUUAUAAUAAAAAUAAAAAAAACUGGCAUAUAAACACAGAUAACAUUUUCAAACAAAUUACUCUAAUAUUAAAACUUAAAUUACAGAAUUGUUUCUGUUUAGUGCAUAUUUGUUAUCUCAUAUUGUAUUUGUAAAAUGGAAAUAAUAUAUAUGGUUAUCAAUGUAUUAUAUGUAUAUUAUAAAUAUCUUGUUAGCCAACACUACAUUAAAGAGAGAAUUAUGUUAUUUCAAUCAAAUUUUACUAAUACAUUUUAUUAAAUAUUUCUUAUAGGCUAGGCACUUAUUUUUAUUUUAUAUUACCAACUUGUAUUUUUUUUUUGUUUUUUUAGCCAUACUGUAAUGGCUGAUCCAUUCCAUUGUAAUAUUAUGAGUCUUUUUAUAAGAUUGUUUAAUGAAAAUUUUACUGAGUAUACAUGGGAUGCUACUAGAGCUAGUUUACAUUUAUCCAUAAAAUCAAAUAAUUAUGGGUUUAGGGUAAUAUAUUAUUGAAUAAAAUAUAAGCAAAAUAAUAGUUUUAUAUUUAAAAUCAUUACUUUUUUUAGUUGCAACUAAGUGGAUUUAAUCACAAACUGCAUAUUUUGUUAAAGAAAACUAUUGAAGAACUUUUAACAUUCAAGAUUGAUCCAUUACGUUUUGAAAUCCUUAAAGAAGAAGUAAGUUGAUAUUUUCAAAAUAAUGUUCAAAAUUUUAAAUUUUAAAUUAAAUUAAUAGAAAAUCAGAGAUUUGAAAAAUAUUGCAAUGGAGCAACCCUAUUUUAGUGCAGUGCGAUAUGAUUCUAUAAUUUUAUCAGAAGCUGCAUGGACACCUGAUGAAUUAUUAGCCACCAUCAAUGGUAAAUAAUUAAAAUUAUUAUUUAUUAGGGUUUUUCUUAAUUUAAACUGUAAAUUUCAGAUGUUAACAUUAAAAAUAUUGAAGAAUUUAUUGAACAGUUCCUAUCACAUAUGUUUAUGGAAUCAUUAAUUUAUGGUAACAUAGACAAACCUGUAAGUUCAUUUUAUUAUUUAUAUUUUUAUUAAUGAGUAAUUUAAUGAAUUAUUUUAUUUUAGAAAGCAAUCGAACUUACUCAAAUAUUGGAAAAACCAUUUUUGAGCCGCAAUGGUUUUCGUAAAUUACUACCACGUCAAAUGGUAAGGUUAAGAGAAGUACAGCUUGAAGAUGGUGAGUUUAAUUAUUGUUAUUUUUUUAGAUUUAAACCUUUUUUUGGUUGCAACAUCAAUAGGCAAUUUUUAAUUAAAUUAAUAACAUUCUAAAAUGUUAACAAAUUAUAAUCUGUACAAUGAGUCUUAUUACUUCCUCAUUUCUCAUUUGUUUAAAUUGAAAACAAAUUGGAACCUAUUCUACAAAUUCUAUUAUUAUUUUAUUUUAAUUAAUGUAUUCAAUUAAAACAUAUUUAACAUAAUAUCCAAUUUUCUUAUCAAAAAGUAAGUUUUUAAUUAAUUAUGCUAUUUGAUGUUUUUUUUUUUUUUUAACAUUUUAUUAGAGAAUAUACAAUCUAUACCCAAAGGCAUAAUAAGAAUAUGUGCUACAUUAUAUUAAAAAUAAACAUGAAUAGGGUGAGGGAAGAAACCAUCCAGUGAUUGCACUUCUUUUUGCUUAAAUAUAUGUGCAACUAUAUAUUUUUUUUAAUUAAAAUUAAAAAUUUUUUUUGUUGAUGUUAAAAAUUAAAUUAGUAUGUUAUACUAUUACUUACUUGUUUUAUUUAUUGUAUAUAAGGUGAGAACACAUUGUAUGAAACAACUAAUGAUCAUCAUAGCAGUUCGUGUGUUAACAUCCAUCUACAGUGUGGUAUCCAGUCGUCACUGAAUAAUAUGAUAGUUAGCCUGUUUAAUGAAAUUAUCAAAGAAUCUUGUUUUAACAUAUUGCGAACACAGGUAUAAAUAAUAUAUUUAUCUGUUUGAACUAUGAUUUAUUUUAGAUUUUUAGUGGAGCGAGUAAUGUGUUGUUUUUACAGUGAUAUUUUAUUUUUAUAUAUAUACUGUACAAAAAUUAUUCCAGAAAUCUUGGUUGGAAAUAUCAAGUAUGGCACUUUUUUCUGAAAGAAAAUCUGACAGGUGGUAUUGUAGGCAGAGUAUUUUUUGAUUGUCCUAGGAGUUUUUCCAAUAAAUGGGAAAAUGGAUACAAAAUUAAUCAAAUAUUAUUAAAGAAAAUAUUUAAUGUAUAUAUAAUUAUUUUAUCACAAUAUGACAAAUAUACUGUUAACAAAGCAACAAUAUCAACCGAACUUCGUUCAGAAACUUAACUCUAGUUAACUCUGAGUUCUUGAAUAAACUCUGGUUUCAUUAAAAAUAUCAGUGUUAACUCUACGCUGCCUCAGAGUCUUUAACUCAAACAAUCCUAGAUAAAUAGGUAGGUUAUUUUAACACCACUGAUAAUGAUGCUUAUCUCUUAAUGAUAACAAAACCGAAAUCAUGAUUUUAUGGUAAUCUAAACUUUAUACUCUACAUUUAUUACAUUAUCAUUUAAAAAUUUUGAACUAAAAUUAUGAUAAUAACCUAACUUUCCUAAUGUCUAUUUUUCUUUUUAAUUCAUUGUUCAAUGAUUUCCCGAAUGUACCUAAUACCUACCAUAAAUAAGUCUGUACACUAAUGGACCAUCUUACACAAAUUAAAUAAUAUAAUUUUAUAGUAAUUCAUACCAAUUUUUAACUACCUCUUACGGUUAUUUUUAAUAUAUUUAAAUAUUGUUCGGUUAUUUGGAGUCAUUUGUAGAGUAAACUCGGUUAGACUCAUAAGAGUAAACAUUACUCAAGUUAACUCCUAACUACGAGUUUUCGAAUAAACCCUAGAUAAUUUCCCCUCUACUACCUUCCCAACUUCUCACCUAUAACAGUGUCUGCACCCGUCCUCCAUUAUCCUGGGACAGUUUUUUAGUUGAUUCAUUUGUAUUUUAGGAACAACUUGGAUACAUAGUAUUUAGUUCAUCAAGCAGAAUUCGUGGGGUAUUGAGUAUGCGUAUUAUUGUACAAUCUGACCGUACUCCGAUGUAUGUUGAUUCAAGAAUAGAGAGUUACAUAGAUACUAUUCAGGUUUGUUUCUUUUAUUAGACUACUUUGGUUAAAAUUGUAAAAUUAUAUAUUAAUAUAUAUAUUAUUGUAAAAUUGAUUUUGAAUAUUUUUGGCUGUAUAGGAAUUAUUAGAAAAUAUGUCUGAUGAAGAAUUUGAGAAAUAUAAAGAUGCUUUAACAGUUAAAUUGUUAGAGAAGCCAAAGGGCUUGAUGAAACAAGCAGCUGUUUAUCUGUUAGAAAUUGAUACACAAGACUAUAAUUUUAAUCGGGCACAAAUUGAAGCAGAAGCAUUGAAGUCAAUUGUUAAGAGUGAUAUUGUUCAAUUUUAUGCAGUAAGUUAUUUGUAAUUUUAUUAUUAUUUUUAUAAAAUUAUAUUAUUGUAAAAUUAAUUUGUUAUUUGUAUAGGAACAAAUCAGUCGGUCUAGUCCCAAAAGACAAAAGCUGGCUGUACAUGUAAAAUCUACACUUAAAAAUACAAAUGAUGAUAAUACACUUGCAAACAACAAUGUAUGAAUUAAUUAUAAUUUGUUUGGAGUGUAAUAUACUAAUGUUAUUUUUCUAAUUUUAGAGCACAAUAAUAGCGGACAUAACAGAUUUUAAGAAGAAACAUCGUCUAUAUGCAUUGCCAAGCCCAUUUAUACCUGUGGGAAUUUCUUCUACAAAAUCCAAAUUAUAAAUUUUAUUUAUAUUAACUUUUGUUUUUCAAAAAGUGUAUAUUUGUAUUCAUUAAAAUAAGAAUUACUCGAAUCAAAAUACAAUUUAAUAGUUUUUCUCGUUAAAUAUAUCACUAAAAUAACAAUGAUUUUAAACUAAGUUUUAACUUUUGAUAAUUACAAAUGAUUAAUCCUUAAUCCUUAAUCUUAAUUGUUCUACACCUGAGAUUUACUAAUCGAAUACUUAAAGGACAGUCUAAGGAAAAGAGUUACUUUUUUAAUGAUAAACUAUAGUAUUUUAUCAUAAACUAACAAAUUGUAGUGUAGUGGAUUUUAGGAGAUUUUAGACUCUUGGCCUAUUUUUUUUACAUAACCUAUAUAUAUAUACAAAUAAUUAUUAUUAGAGAUAAGAUGUUGAUGACUUGCAUUUUGUCCCUUGAUCCUAUAAAAUGGUAAUUAUAUACAUAUUAUGGGAAAUGUACCAAUAAAUGUAAACAUAAGAUAUAUGAUAAAAUACAUUUUUUAAGAGUACCAAAUUUUUAGUUCAUCAAACAAUUAGCCCUCUUAGAUUCCGAACAUAGCGAUGGAGCUAAAUGUUUUACAAUGUUAUUUUUUUUUUUUUAAGCUCAAAUUGUCUAGAUGGUACUAAGUAAUUUUUUGAUAUUCGACACCAUUUUUUAAAUAAAAGUGGGAAAAAACUAAGAAAACGUAUAAUUUCACAAUUUCAUUAUUUUAUAAAAACACGGUUGACGUUUUUUGCCAGAAAAAAUGAUUUAAUGAAAAAAUCACGAAAAUCAUGAAAAAAAGAUACCCUUUUUGUUAUCUUUUUGAUUUACUUUCUUAUGGUAUCACUACCAAAACUUUUAAAGAAUUUUGAUUUUUGGAAGUUUUUUUUGCUGUAAUUCGGUUCUAAAUACACGUAGAGACUUGAAACUUGGUAAUAUUUUUAUUGGAUUUACCUAGACGUGGUAAAAUUUCUAAAAUCAUCGGAUGACUUUAUUUUUAUUUUUUAACAAGCGUUUUGAAAUCAAAUUUAAACGAAAAUCGUAAAAAAAAAAAUUAUGACACUUCAAAUUUUGUAUUACCGAACUGCGUUUGGAAUCAUCUUUCGUCAAGCAAUGGUUUAGCGUUGCCUACAAAUAUAAAAUUAAAUAACCUUGUGUAACCUAUUUCCCUAACUUCUCACCUACAACAUUGGUCCCUCCCAUCCU
Molecule: messenger RNA, 11350 nt
Organism: Cinara cedri
Lineage: Eukaryota; Metazoa; Arthropoda; Insecta; Hemiptera; Aphididae
Source: the annotation of a GenBank genome assembly